AACGCAGAUUUGACCGGUGUGGCGUUAUGCAAUUCUGUUUCUUUGUUGGAAUCAGUUGUAAGGAAUAAGGGAACUAGGGAAGGGCAGCUUCAUUUUCCAACCAAACCUUCCAUAACCCUCUUUCACUCCUCUUCCUCUUUCCCCAAUUCCCUUACUCCAUUCCCACGCGAUUUUGAUUGAGAUAAAAGGGCUUGGUGGUCAACAGGGGAAGAGAAACUGCUGAGGCUCAGGUUCAUGGGAAAGUGCUUCUGUUUUGACAAUGACUUAUGCACUGAUAUUUCAAUGAUUACUCCCUUUGCAUUGUAAAUUUGUUCGUCUUUCAUGAUGUGGAGGUUUGCAUCAAAUGCCCUUACAUGCAUUAGGAAGAAAAGAAGCUCCAAAGAGCCAAGUCAUGAUAAUGCAGAUUGCUCGGAUGAUGAGGUCUGCUCUAAUGCCAGCAGAGAUGAAGGGCUGGAAUGCCCAAUAUGUUGGGAAUCUUUCAACAUAGUUGAGAAUGUGCCUUAUGUCUUAUGGUGUGGCCACACCCUCUGUAAAAAUUGCGUGCUAGGACUGCAAUGGGCUGUGGUGAAAUUUCCUACUCAGCAAAUCAAGAUCCCGUUCUUCAUUUCUUGUCCAUGGUGCCAUUUGUUAUCGCUCCGGUUCAUUUACAAGGGAAAUCUUAAAUAUCCUUGCAAGAACUUCUUCCUCCUGUGGAUGGUUGAGAGCCUGAAUGGUGACAGGCAUAAGCUUGUUUCUACUUGUGCGGAGAACCAACCAAUUUGGUCUCCCAAAUGCAACCUUCUGGGAAGUCAAGUUACUAAUUGUAACCUAAGAAGGGCGUCGAUAAGUCAUUGUUCUGGACAGUUGGGAUCUAACCGUGAUGUUGGUGUCAGUGAUGGAGAGACACGCUACUUCAACCUUCUUAAAUCUUUGGAUUUCUUCUUUCACUUAACAGCCAAGUUCCCAUUGGUCAUCAUUUUCCUUCUGAUUGCACUAUUUGCAAUUCCCUGCAGUGCUGUUAUUUUGGUCCUUUACUUGCUAGUCACUAUUCUUUUUGCUAUACCAUCAUUCCUCGUAUUGUACUUUGCAUAUCCUACGAUCCAGAGGCUGGUAAGAGAAAUAACUUCUUAAGAUAUAGCCCUCAGCUGACCGUUACGUCAUGUCAAUCCGACUUCAGCAAAUUCAGUAUAUAUCUUUGGAUUGAUUGUUGAACUCUGGUAAUUUCUUUGUUACUUUUAGGUUUUCAUAUUUUUAUGGUUCUAUUACCUUUGUAGUUUUUUUUUUUUUUUUGGUGCAAUUUUCAUGCUUUUAGUUGAAAAUCUUGAGAGGAACUUUAAUUUUUGGCAGUUGUAAUUUGAUUCUUAAUUCCUUUUUUUCUUU
Cajanus cajan (pigeon pea) is the source of this 1359-nucleotide messenger RNA. RefSeq lists its product as uncharacterized. NCBI's taxonomy places the organism in Eukaryota, Viridiplantae, Streptophyta, Magnoliopsida, Fabales, Fabaceae. The record is from RefSeq and is a predicted model, not a curated record.